AACUCAACCCGAUUCAUUCUUAUUUGUUGAUGUAGAUUCAAUCCGUUUCAUAAAAAUUGUCACUCACGCUAUACGCUCCCAACAAUUGUCAAGGUCGACCGGUGUAUACAUUCAGAUGCACAGGUAGCUCAACCACGAGCUAGAAUAACCGCAGCCAUAAAUACAAGGUUACUAUCUGGUCAUAGGUAGCACUCCAAGUUGUCCUUCCGACCGGUGAAGUUCAUUUUUUCGGUUCGUCCUCCUCCUCACAAAAUUUGAGCGAUGGUUCCACACCCUCACAAAGUCGGGGAACUUGCCUACGAGAAGCCAGGACCUGGCUACAACACCCCUGCCGACGCCGUCAAGUACGGAAAACGGGAACAUAUCCUGUACAUCCCGUGCAUCUCGAUCCUUCCCGUGAAAUCGGAUUAUGUCAGCGUGGUCGAUGUCAAGCCGGGAAGCGAGACUUUCUCCAAGGUCAUCAGCAGGAUGCAACUUCCCCUCCAUCGGGAGAAGGAUGAGCUGCACCACUCCGGCUGGAACGCUUGUUCCAGUUGCUGCAACCCGUGUGCAAAAAGGGACAAGUUGAUCUUCCCCUGUUUGAACAGCGACCGGAUUUAUGUCGUCGACGUGAGCGAGGAGACAAAUCCGACUUUGCAUAAGAUCAUUGAGCCCAAGGAGCUCCACGACCUUGGACUUUCCGCCCCACACACGAGCCAUUGUUUGCCCAAUGGAGAAAUCAUGAUUUCCACGAUGGGUGACGCCGAGGGGAAUGCAAAGGGACAGUUUCUCAUCUUGGAUGGGGAUAAAGACUUCAAAGUGAAGGGAACAUGGAGUGAGACGGACACUCCGUACGGAUACGAUUUCUGGUACCAGCCGAAGUUUGACGUUAUGAUUUCCAGCGAGUGGGGAGCCCCCAAAGCGUUUAAGACUGGCCUGGAUCCAGCCGCAGUUCCAGAGAGUUACGGUCACUCGCUCAACGUCUGGUCCUGGAGUGAGAAGAGGUUGUUGGAUAAAAUCGAUCUGGGAACGACCGACGGUUGGAUGCCGCUCGAAACGCGAUUCCUCCACAAUCCAAACAAACCCCAAGGUUUUGUGGGGUGUGCUCUCUCCUCCAACAUUUUCCGAUUCUAUCAAGACUGCGAGACCAAGAAGUGGGUGGCUGAAAAGGUCAUUUCCGUCGCAACCAAGAAGGUUGAAAACUGGUGGGUAGGACUGACCGACAUGCCUGGAGUAAUCACGGAUAUCAUCAUAUCCAUGGACGAUAAGUAUCUCUACUUUAGCAACUGGGUGCAUGGGGAUGUGCGGCAGUACGACAUCUCUGACCCUGCGGCACCUCGCUUGACUGGACAGCUCUUUGUGGGUGGAUCCAUCGUCAAGAGUGGCCUAGUGAAAGUUGUGAAUGACCCAGAACUCGAUGAGCAACCGGAAGGGCUUGUCGUGAAGGACACGGCGAUUCAGGGUGGACCUCAAAUGUUGCAGUUGAGCUUGGACGGGAAACGACUUUACUUGACGACAUCCCUCUUCACUCCGUGGGACAAGCAGUUCUAUCCAGAGUUGCAAAAGAAAGGAGCUUGUCUUCUCCAAAUUGACGUUGACGUGGAAAACGGAGGAAUGAAAAUCAAUCCCGACUUCUUAGUCGACUUUGGCAAGGAACCUGAUGGUCCAGUUUUGGCUCAUGAGAUUCGAUACCCAGGCGGCGACUGUACUUCAGACAUCUACCUGCCCUGCGAAGACGCGUAAUCUAUGUUCAUUGACGGUGUGAACUUUGCCAAAAAAUACUUGAUAUAUCAAAAUUUGUUUAAAAUACGUGGAAAUUGAUCCAACAUACUAUUCAGCACAGUUGUAAAUGAUUAUCAUGUAUCGCUAAAUCUGUCAUAUACAUCAGAGUAAUACUUUCUAGUGUAGCAUUCAUUCUUAAUCAGAAUAAUAUACUUUAGUUAUGUUGAGCAUAAUAAAAAACUCUGUAACUUAA
This is a messenger RNA of Folsomia candida, 1954 nucleotides long. RefSeq names its product methanethiol oxidase. Lineage: Eukaryota; Metazoa; Arthropoda; Collembola; Entomobryomorpha; Isotomidae. The record is from RefSeq and is a predicted model, not a curated record. The transcript is spliced from 9 exons. The coding region runs from base 262 to 1722 and encodes 486 amino acids. Gene Ontology annotation, molecular function: selenium binding.